UCUCCUUCUACAUAUUUUUUUCAUUUUUCUUUCUCUACCUUGUUAAUUGUCUUAAUAUCAACAUCUCAGUUUGUUCAUCAAACACGAAUAUUUGAAUUCUUACUAUAAUUCCAAUAAGAACACAUAAUGGUUCUCCAAAAAUCAUCCUCAUCAUCGUCAUCAUCAAUGGUGUUUAAAGUGAGGAGGAACCCAGCGGAACUAGUGGCACCUGCUGGACCCACCCCCAAUGAGCUUAAGCUUCUCUCCGACAUUGAUGACCAACAAAAUCUACGCGCCCACUAUUCAGUGGUUCAGUUCUUUCCUUAUCAACCUUCAAUGGCAGGGAAAGACCCUGUCCAUGUCAUCAGGGAAGCGUUGUCCAAAGCACUUGUGUUCUAUUAUCCACUUGCCGGAAGGCUUAGGGAAGGCCCUAGGGGAAAACUUGUGGUGGAUUGCACUUCCGAAGGUGUACUGUUCAUCCAAGCUGAUGCCGAUGUUACACUUGACCAUUUUGGUGUUGACCCUCUGCCUCCAUUUCCUUGCUUUGAUGAGCUCCUCUUGGAUGUUCCAUUUUCUGAUGAUGGAAUGAUAAACUCUCCGCUGCUGCUUAUUCAGGUAACACGUCUCAAAUGCGGUGGUUUCAUCUUUGCUAUACGUGUGAACCACACACUGUGUGAUGGAUGUGGAAUUGGUCAAUUCAUAAAGGCCAUAGCAGAAAUCUCCCAAGGUGCAUCAAACCCUUCAAUUCUCCCAGUGUGGUGUAGGGAGCUUCUUUGUGCCAGAGACCCACCAAGAGUCACAUUCAUCCACCAUGAAUACAAACAAGUACCAAUUGACAAUGAUGAUAAAACUGUCUUCUUAAAACCCUCCCAAGUUUCCUUCUUCUUUGGUCCCAAAGAGAUUGAUGCAUUGCGGUGCCUCCUCCCUCGUCACCUUGCUCAAUCGUCGACUACAUUCGAUAUCCUCACUGCAUGCUUGUGGCGUUGUCGUACAGCUGCACUACAAUGGAACCCUAAUAAGAAGGUUCGAUUGAUGUACGCUAUCAACGCCCGUUUUGAAUCUUGCAGGUUUAAUCCUCCACUUCCUCAAGGUUAUUAUGGGAACGCUUUUGUGUUUCCUGCAGCAGUUUGCAGUGUUGGGAUGCUAUGCCAGCAGCCCUUGAGCUAUGCGUUGGAGUUGGUGAAGGAGUCAAAGAAAAAAGCAACAGAGGAAUAUGUGCACUCUGUUGCGGAUCUAAUGGCCAUUAAAGGAAGACCUGACGUUAUUGUAGAAGGGUCUUUGUUAGUGUCAGAUAUCACAAAAUGUGGAUUUAGAGAAGUGGAUUUCGGAUGGGGUAAGGCUUUGUAUUCCGGGCUAGCCGACACUGGUGGUCCAGAGGACAUUCCCGGUGUCAGCUACUUUGUUCCACAUACUAACUCUAAAGGAGAACAUGGUAGGGUGCUUUUAAUUUGCCUCCCAGAAGAAGCCAUCAAAAGGUUUGAGCAAGAGCUUAAUAGAAUACUUCAGAGUUCAGAUCAAGGAUACUAAAUGAAAAUGUGAUAAGAAGGUGCUAAGGCACAGCAGAUUUUAUAGUUUAUAAUUUGUAGUUAAUAAUUAGUUAUUAUUAGUGUUUUUAA
Molecule: messenger RNA, 1595 nt
Organism: Arachis ipaensis
Lineage: Eukaryota; Viridiplantae; Streptophyta; Magnoliopsida; Fabales; Fabaceae
Product: 13-hydroxylupanine O-tigloyltransferase
Source: RefSeq, a predicted model, not a curated record